Messenger RNA from Venturia canescens, 602 nucleotides. RefSeq lists its product as uncharacterized. The coding region runs from base 241 to 525 and encodes 94 amino acids. The transcript has a single exon. The record is from RefSeq and is marked provisional. NCBI's taxonomy places the organism in Eukaryota, Metazoa, Arthropoda, Insecta, Hymenoptera, Ichneumonidae.
UAAAUAGAAACUCAUCGUACGCUAGAGUAUAACCAGCAACGUUUCUCAGUGCUCAACGCUGAAUCACUGACCAGAAUCAUCCAAAUGUGGCAUUUGCUAAUCGAUAACAACUCGUAAUCGAAUGCUGCAACCUAUCGUCGUCGGUCGAACAUUCGCCUUUGUUUAGUACUGUAAGCUACAUAGUUCCAUAAUAUAGUGUGUUUUAUAAAUUUGACGUCGAAACCCCGAGACUUCAUAAGGAUGUUGUUCGAAGCUAUCAGUUGUGACCAGAUCAAAUAUAACUAUGAUAUGUUAACGUACGGCAUACUCAUGACUUUCGUUAUUUUGGUUAUUCUGUUGAUUAUCAUGAUAUGGAACAACGAAAAGUAUGAUGAGCGUAUCGAAGUUGGGUAUAUAUUUUGCACCGGACUAAUGACGUUCAUCCUGGUUGGGCUCUCAAUAUGGCGACAUGUCGUAUCACACCAACUAAGUUGGUCUUGCCUGCAGCCUUCGCAGUCAUUGCUGGAAGCGUUUUAUUCUAAAUAACUUUUCGAGAUCCUAAUACCGAGUCUCUUGUACGGCCAAAAAACUGCUCUUGACGCUUUGAAGCAUCUUUUUUUGUU